AUGCUGGAAGAGAUACUUGCAAGUGAUAUUAGACGGCGACUACAUGGAGAGAACCAACAAUCCACUUCAACCCCAGCUUCCAUACCGGUACGAGAUAAAUUUUCACCAUGGUCCAUUUUAAACAAUAUUGUCGGGUCGCAGCAGCAGCAAGUAGGCACACCUUUGUCGUGUGCCAUCAAGGAAGUAGACUCUUACUUAAAAGAUAAUAUUCUACCUAUGUUUAACGACAGUGGGAAAUUUAACUGUCCCUUGCAAUGGUGGCAACAUAACCACCACAUUUAUCCUAAUCUUGCCAUACUUGUACGCAAGUAUGGCAACAUAAUGGCAACUUCAGUUCCGUGCGAGAGGAUAUUCAGCAAGACUGGGCUUACGAUUAAUAACCGCCGCACACAAUUGAAGACACACAAAAUUGCCCAAUUGAUGUAUUUAAAUGUUAACUUAGAUCCAAAAAGAUUUUUGACGGAGUUAUGA
This is a messenger RNA of Parnassius mnemosyne (clouded apollo), 471 nucleotides long. NCBI's taxonomy places the organism in Eukaryota, Metazoa, Arthropoda, Insecta, Lepidoptera, Papilionidae. The record is from the annotation of a GenBank genome assembly.